UUUCACUCUUUCUAUUCCCAAAGUUUCACUAUCAAAUAAAAUUUUAAAAAAUUAAAAAAAAACAACUCACAACUUAAUAUAAAAAGCUCUUUUUUUUUUUCUUCUUCUUCAUUUUAAGGUUUAAACGCUUAUAGUCUCACUCUCACCAAACCUUCAUCGAUUCUUCCGCUUUUUCACCGAUCGCAUCAUCCAGAUCCAGAUCAAAUGGCAACUACGGCUCUUUUGCGUUUUACACCCACCUCUGGUAAAACUAACAGCCAUGCAAUUCCAUUUUCAUCACCAUUAUCAUCGUCAUCACCUCAGUUGAAUAACCGUUCUGUUUAUCUCACCAAACCAACCCAUUUGCCUCAAAGAUUGAAACUUUCAUUUGCUGCUGGAGGUGAUGGAGGUGAUGGGGUUGGCCGUGGUGGUAGUAGUGGUGGAGGUGGUGGAGGUGAAAAUUGGGGUGGUGCUGAUAAGGAUGAUGGAAAUUCAAAUUCCAAAGAUUCAUCUUUUGGGAUUUUGGGUUUGUUUCUGAAUGGUUGGAGAUCAAGGGUUGCUGCUGAUCCACAAUUUCCUUUCAAGGUUUUGAUGGAAGAGUUGGUUGGUGUUACUGCAUGUGUUUUAGGUGAUAUGGCUUCAAGGCCUAAUUUCGGUUUGAAUGAACUCGACUUUGUUUUUUCAACUCUUGUUGUUGGUGCUAUUCUCAAUUUCACACUCAUGUAUCUGUUAGCACCAUCGUUAGGAUCUGCUUCAGCUACUUUGCCUGCAAUCUUUGCAUCUUGUCCUAAGAGUCACAUGUUUGAACCUGGUGCUUUUAGUUUAUUGGAUAGGUUAGGUACUUUGGUCUACAAAGGAACCAUUUUUUCUGCAGUUGGAUUCGGUGCUGGUCUUGCUGGAACUGCGCUUUCAAAUGGGUUGAUUAAGUUGAGGAAGAAGAUGGAUCCAACCUUUGAAACACCGAACAAAGCACCACCUACUUUACUCAACUCUCUCACUUGGGCUGCUCAUAUGGGUCUCAGCAGCAACUUGAGGUACCAAACACUUAACGGGGCCGAGUUCAUGUUGGAGAGAGGUCUUAAUCCUUUGGUGUUCAAGGCUUCCGUGUUGGUGCUUAGGGUUGCGAACAAUGUUCUUGGAGGAAUGUCUUUUGUGGUUUUGGCAAGGUUGACAGGAGCGCAAAGUUCCGGUGUAAAGAAGCCGUCAGAAUUGGAGGUUGGAUUAGUUGAGAAAGCUGAAAGGGAAAGGGAAGAAGAGGCUUUGGAGAGUAGCAACCAAACAACAGCAACAAAGUGAAGUAGCAUCACUUGAUUUGGUUUUAUCUAUUGCUUUGACCAAGGUUGUUGGAUAGAUGACUGCUUUUUUAGUUUUUCUGAAUUUUCUAUAGAUUUUCCUAGUGUCAAAAACUUUGGAAGCAACAAAUAAGAACGAAUGGUACAAAUUUCAGGCAGGAUUUUAUGCUAUGUUGCUGAAAAUAACAAGCUGAAACAAGGUGACAAAUUAGUUUGGCCAUGUAUUGGAUUUUGGACCCCCACCGUUGUUAAAUUAAAAUGCUAUGUCUACUGUUUUUUGUUUCUAUUGUCUCAGUUGGUUUUUGUUGUCUUUUUCUAGAUCAGUUAUUAUUUUGUCAUUGUAAAAGUAUCACAAAUCUAGUUUGGAGUGUUGGCUAAAUAAAAUCAUAUGCAAUAUAUUGGUAUCAAA
This is a messenger RNA of Lathyrus oleraceus (garden pea), 1680 nucleotides long. Its product is annotated as protein RETICULATA-RELATED 2, chloroplastic. Lineage: Eukaryota; Viridiplantae; Streptophyta; Magnoliopsida; Fabales; Fabaceae. The record is from RefSeq and is a predicted model, not a curated record. The transcript is spliced from 2 exons. Bases 205 to 1275 code for a protein of 356 amino acids.